GGUGACUGGUGAGUUUCGUCAAAGACAUGCCGCCAUGUACCGCAGAAUUGGCUAUAAACUUGGAUCUGAUGAGACAUUGAAUUCAUCACUACAAUGAAGGCCUCUAUCGCUAUACCUGACUCUCCAUCAAGUCUCUGGUUAACCGUCCGUUCGGUUGGCGCAUUCAAUGUCGCUUGUUCAUUUGCAGCACUGUGGGCUUUCGUCAAAGUAAUAAGGGUACUUCGCUGGCGACUCAGGACCACUCAACUCCGUGGUCCACCUCGUACCAGCCUCGUAUAUGGUGUUUCGAACGACCUCGUCUCAUCUAAAGACAGUGCUACAAUGUAUGAACAUUGGGCUCAGGAAUAUGGGGUAGCAUACAUGAUUCCCUCAGUCCUCGGACAGACCAGAAUCGUUCUAAGUGACCCAAGAGCCAUCGCACAUUUUUAUGCUCGAGAAUCAUGGACCUAUGUACAGACGCCCCUGUCUCUGACAUUGAUAGAGAACCUGGUUGGCAGAGGGGUACUAUGGUCUCAGGGGGAGAGUCACAGGAGGCAGCGGAAGGCCCUUACUCCGGCGUUUAGUAAUGCAGCUAUUCGAAAACUCACAUCAGUAUUUUAUGAUUCAGCAUAUAAGGUAAAGAGUGUGUGGGAUACCGAUCUACAAUCGAGCAAAGAUGGGAAUGCAGUGAUUGAAGUUCAAAACUGGAUGAAUCAUAUUUCUUUGGAUACGAUUGGCAUUGCUGGUUUCUCCCAUGAUUUUGGCUCACUCGACGGAAAGCAUGCCAGCGUUACGGAAGUCUUUGAUACUUUCGGAAACAAGCCAAAGGUCUCAGCACUCAACAAAGUUCUUUUCCUGCUCGCGUCGGCGUUUCCUAUCGUUACCAAGAUUCCUAAUAGCCGGGUAAAACUGACCAAGAAACUCAACGCCACCAUGGGUGAAAUAUCCAAUGACUUGUUGGUUCGCAGUCGCCGGGAGAAACAGGUAGAAGAAGAAAAAUCCAUCAUCGGACUGCUGAUCAAAGCUGAAAAUCAGGAUGCCGAGCUCCGUAUGUCCGAGGACGAAGUAUUGGCUCAGAUGAAGGUCUUACUUCUCGCGGGUUACGAAACGACGUCGAUCAGUCUUACAUGGGCGCUGAUCGAGUUAUCGCGACACCCCGAUGUUCAAACCAGACUCAGAGAGGAACUGCUUACAUUUGGUGCUGAUCCGACAUAUGACCAAUUAAAGGCUAACCUUCCAUAUUUGGAUGCGGUUGUCCAUGAAAUUCUACGACUCCAUCCUCCGGUAGUUGAGUUCAGUCGUGUUGUGAGUACACUUAUCUGUCUGUCCAUAGAGACUCUGAAAGUAGAUCUACAGGCACGCGUAGAUGACGUGAUUCCCCUGAGUGAACCUGUGUGCACGGGGUCCGGGAAAAUGACGGACAGUAUAUCUAUAGCGAAGGGAUCCUUGUUCGUCAUCCCAAUCGAGGCAAUCAAUCGCUCUUUGGCCAUCUGGGGACCUGACGCAAAAGAAUUCAAGCCUGACCGUUGGCUGACCGAGGAUGGUAUUACUGGGAAGGCCAAGGAAGUCCAAGGUCAUAGGCAUCUGCUGACAUUCGUCGACGGCCCGAGGACGUGUCUUGGAAAAGAUUUUGCGCUUGCGGAAUUCAAGGCGGUUUUAUCGGUUCUGGUGAAGAACUUUGUGUAUGAAAUGCGGGAUGGACCAGAUACUCAGGUCGAGAUUGCGAGGGGAAUUUUGCCUCGUCCACGGGUUGUUGGAGAGGACAGUAUUGGAGUGCCUUUGAGAGUUCGUCGGUAUGAGUAAUUGGUUGGACCACUGGCGGGUUCAGAUAUUUUG
This is a messenger RNA of Suillus discolor, 1815 nucleotides long. RefSeq names its product cytochrome P450. The transcript has 11 exons. The coding region runs from base 94 to 1782 and encodes 562 amino acids. Lineage: Eukaryota; Fungi; Basidiomycota; Agaricomycetes; Boletales; Suillaceae. The record is from RefSeq and is a predicted model, not a curated record. Gene Ontology annotation, molecular function: heme binding; monooxygenase activity; oxidoreductase activity, acting on paired donors, with incorporation or reduction of molecular oxygen.